AUGGCAUCCGAGGAGACCAUCCCCAUCAUCGUGGAAUUCACCGGAGGCCUGGAGAUGCUCUUCUCAGGCGAACGCAAGCACAGGCUCUCGGUCCCUGCGAAAGACAGCAAGGGAGAUGCAGUCACCGUUGGCUGGCUUGUCGAUUAUCUCUGCGACGAGGCCAUGAAAGAUAACAGGAAGGAGAUGUUUGUCUUGGAUGGUCACGUUCGCCCGGGAAUCCUGGUGCUCAUCAACGACGCCGACUGGGAACUCGAAGGCGAAGCCUCAUACGCCCUGCAACCCAACGACAAUAUCCUCUUUGUUUCGACGCUUCACGGGGGCUGA
Messenger RNA from Hyaloscypha bicolor E, 324 nucleotides. RefSeq names its product ubiquitin-related modifier 1. The coding region runs from base 1 to 324 and encodes 107 amino acids. NCBI's taxonomy places the organism in Eukaryota, Fungi, Ascomycota, Leotiomycetes, Helotiales, Hyaloscyphaceae. The record is from RefSeq and is a predicted model, not a curated record. Gene Ontology annotation, cellular component: cytoplasm; nucleus. Gene Ontology annotation, biological process: tRNA thio-modification; protein urmylation. The transcript has 3 exons. Gene Ontology annotation, molecular function: protein tag activity.